Molecule: messenger RNA, 657 nt
Organism: Clonostachys rhizophaga
Lineage: Eukaryota; Fungi; Ascomycota; Sordariomycetes; Hypocreales; Bionectriaceae
Source: the annotation of a GenBank genome assembly
AUGGGCUCGUCUACCCUGAAUGGCGAGCCGAUACACUCAAUGCUCCUGAAGACUCGCCUCUGUCCCAAUGGACAUACCCUUGUACAAGGCACCUCUGCCUACCUUGACAAAGUUCUCAUUGCUGAUAUGUACAUAGGCGCCGGUGCCGAUUUCGGAUCGGGAAAUAUCACCGAAUGGCCUCUGGAAGGAGGAUCCAUCCAGCUUGACCUUCACCACGCCUGGACCUACGUCUUCCUGAACCUCGGUCUUGGGGAGAACACGACUGACUUCAACAUCACCCUCACGCACCACCAGCUCAUGAACACCACCGGCAAGGGCCAACUCUGCUUGGACGAUAUCCGCCUGCCCGACAACAGCAAUGUCACCCAGGGUGCCGUGGGGACCCUCCAGGUCGUCACUGUUGGUGACACGGGAAGCGCUCUGUACAAUUGCGCCGACAUCCGCUUCACGGCCAAUGCUACCAAGGCGCCUACCUGCAACAACACCGUGCAGCACAGUUUCGUCCAGACCGGGGGUAACAGCAGCGGCAACAGCGGCAACAACAGCACACAGAGCGGCAAUGACAAGGGAGCCGCUGGCAUCCUGGGUGUCAACAUGCUCUCGGUGACCACCUUCACUGCAUUGGCGGCUGUCUUUGCUAUGGGACUGGGCAUGUAA